AUGCACGAAUGCCAGAUCAACCUGCUUCAGUACCUGCGCUCAAAGAGUCAGAUAGAUGUCGAUACCUUUGACGUUGAUACGUCGGCGGAAAUUCCAGGAUGUGUCGAUGCAACAUCAAAUCAAGCCGAGAUAUACUCAGAGAUGAUAAAACCGCGCCACGAUGACCUGGUGAAAGAAGUCCUUGUUUUCAGCGCAAAAUUCAAGUCUGAAUUUCCGGCUCUGAGGCUGGAGGAGCUGGCAUUUGAAGCAAUUCGGCUGGCUUUCCUUGUUAUUCCCAAUAUCACUGGCGCCGUGCAUGUGAUGGCAAAUCCGUGCUAUUCGUACCACAAGGAGAAGGUUGUGGAGACUGGAAAGCGAUUACACAGAAUCUGUGAUAUGCUAGAUCCGGCCUUCGACACUGAUCGGUUGGUAGUGAAGGUGGCCGCCACAUGGGAAGGUCUCCAGGCAUGUCGAGAAUUGAAACGUUGCGGGAUAAAGACUCUAGCAACCACGGUGUUUACAAUGGAACAAGCCGUCUUGGCCGGCGAGGCCGGUUGUGUUUCUAUUUCACCUUUCGUACAUGAAGUCAAAGUGUUUUUCGAUGAGAAAUACUCGGACACAAAUCCUCUUCUUAGUAUGUGCGUUCAGGCACAGCAGUUUUACAAGAAACGGUCAAUGAGCACAAAAGUCAAAGCAUGUGCUAUGAUCUCGCUUGACGAGAUCCUACAGUUGGCUGGUGUGGAUGCGUUGACUAUCACGACUGGUGACCUAAAAAAUCUUCAAAAGGGCACUGGUUGUAAGUGCUUGAAUGAGAGUCAAUCUUUGUUUCAUGAUAACUAUAUUACUGAUAGUAGCGACUAUCCCUCGUAUGUGGACGACGAGAGCACCUAUCGUCUGGAAUACUCUCGAAGUGGCCAAGGUGCGGGCCAGUACAAAUUGACGCAGGCCUUGGCGAUUUUUUCAGAUUUUCAGUUUAAGGGAGAGGAAUUUUUGAAAGUCCACCAGCAACAUUUGAUUUAG
Molecule: messenger RNA, 999 nt
Organism: Penicillium coprophilum
Lineage: Eukaryota; Fungi; Ascomycota; Eurotiomycetes; Eurotiales; Aspergillaceae
Product: Aldolase-type TIM barrel
Exons: 7
Coding region: 1-999 (332 amino acids)
Biological process (GO): pentose-phosphate shunt, non-oxidative branch; carbohydrate metabolic process
Cellular component (GO): intracellular anatomical structure
Molecular function (GO): transaldolase activity
Source: RefSeq, a predicted model, not a curated record